ACCAUAUGCGACCAACCCCAGAGCAUCCUCCGUCCUUUAUCUCGCCUCUUCCUCUUCUCCCACCCCACCCAAACACCGAACCCUACUUCCUCUUCCUCUUCCUCUCCCUCUCCCUCGGAGCUCAUUCGCCGCGACAAGAAACCGAAUCAGCCCUCGUGCCAUCUCUCUUCCACCCUCAUGAGCAAAGCAGCCCCCAUAGCGGUCUAUCACGUCCAGCUUGACGACGACGGUUCGCCAGCAGAGCACUGCUCGUACUAUCGCCUUCCUCCACCAGACACGCCCUACAUCUUGCGCUUCAAGGUCAUUGCGGGAUCAUUGGCAUCAAACCAGGGCAUCCUCUGGACAAACUAUCCUCCAAAGGGGAAACCAUUCAAGCGCAAUGAGUUCUACGAGCAUCGUUUCGCUGGGACAGAGCCCGAAUGCGAUGUGAUGAUCACUGGAGCAGGCGUUUACGAGUAUUAUGUCGAGCACUCACCCUACACCCAGGACGAAUCUGUUGUUUGGACCCGCUCCAAAACGGGUUUCUUCGUCGUUGAUCCGCAGCUGAAGUUGAGGAGUCGAGAUGGCUCGACCGGGGCCCUGUCGCUCCCGCUGGAAGGCCUAGUCAUCGAGUCCGUGGUGCCAAAAUGGAUGGGCAAGCUGUCUGAAUGGAAGCCCCAUUUGGAGACCAUCUCAAAAUCUGGAUACAACAUGAUCCACUUUGUGCCGUUGCAGUACAGAGGUAUCUCUAACUCGCCCUACUCCAUUUUCGACCAGCUGAGGUUUGACCCAAAUCUAUUUGAGGAAAAGGAUCAGGACAAGAGUGAGGAGGACCAGCGCGCCAUCGUCGCGGAUGCCAUUAGCGAGAUCGAGAUAAAGUAUGGCGCCCUUUCGCUGACAGAUAUUGUUUGGAACCAUACCGCCUGCAACUCGGUAUGGCUCUGGGACCAUCCUGAAUCAGGCUACAACUUGCACAAUUCACCGCAUCUGAUCCCUGCCUUCGAGCUCGACACCGCACUCCUCAAAUUUUCUGCAAAGAUUGCCGACCCCUCGACCCCCUUCGUCUCUGACAUCAAAACGGAGCAGGAGCUCGCCGUUAUCAUGACAGAGUUACGCAAAACUGUCUUCAAUGAUAUCAAACUGUGGGAGUUCUACGUCGUGAACGUCUUAUUCUCUGUGGAGGAAUUCAAGGAAGCGAUCAAGGCAAACGCUGCGUAUGCCCGAGAUCUGUUUGACCAGAGUGCCCUGCAAAGGAUGUCCCUGAAGGAUCGGGCUGCUACACUGGCCGAGGCUGCGCUGACUGGCGUCGGAACUCAUGGCCACCGCCACCACAAGAAAAUCACGACGUCCGUGGCGCUGUCGUUCAUGUCUGCGUUGCUCAAUGUCGAUUUCACAAAUUCCAAGGGAUUCUCGCUAGAGAGUGCUUGUGAAGAAUAUGAGACGGUCCUAAACGAGGUCAACAUAAACUUUUACAAAGCGUAUGACAAGGACGUAGACACCAUCGUCACCAACAUUGAGAGCCGUGUUAAGUACAUCCGCCUUGACGAGCAUGGACCCAAGCUUGGCCCUGUUACAGAAGAAAACCCCUUGGUGGAGACUUACUUCACUAGGUUGCCCUUGAACGAGCGAACCAGGGAGCACCCUCCCGGUUCGUUAGCGGUGGUGAACAACGGCUGGAUCUGGAACGCAGACCCCCUGCAGGACUUUGCAGGCCCAGGCAGCCACGCUUAUCUUCGAAGAGAAGUCAUCAUUUGGGGUGACUGCGUCAAACUUCGCUACGGAAAAGGGCCUGAGGAUGUACCAUGGCUGUGGGAGCGCAUGAAAGAGUACACAAUUCAAUCCGCACGUCUGUUCCACGGCUUCAGAAUCGACAACUGCCACUCAACACCUAUCCACUUGGCUCAAUACCUACUGGAUGCUGCGCGAGAGGUGCGCCCGAACCUGUACGUAGUUGCCGAACUGUUCACAGGUUCUGAGGAAAUGGACAUUCGUUUUGUCAGCCGCCUUGGUAUCAACUCGCUCAUUCGAGAGGCCAUGCAGGCGUGGGAUCCGCGCGAGCUCAGCCGUCUUAUACAUCGUCAUGGCGUUAAACCUGUCGGCUGCAUGGAUCGGGCCAGUCUUUGCGAAGAUGUGCCAUGGACUGGACCAGAUGGCAAGACUGUUCCUAGCAGAGUCAUGCCCUUGGUUGGGUCCCAUCCACAUGCGCUCUUUAUGGACUGUACCCACGACAACGAAACUCCCAACCAAAAGAGACGUGCAGAGGAUACUCUAUCAAAUGCUGGGUUGGUCUGCAUGGCCUCCUGUGCUAUCGGGUCCGUGAAGGGAUACGACGAGCUGUACCCCACUUUGCUGAAUCUGGUAACAGAAAAGCGCCACUAUGUCACAUACAAGGAUCCUAUGAAUGUCGGCAUCUGCAGUGUCAAGGCCAAACUCAACAAAUUGCACACAGAAAUGGCGCUCCAAGGCUUUGAGGAGGCUCAUGUACACCAUGAGAACGAGUACAUCAUUGUUCACCGGCAGCAACCAACGACUCUUAAGGGCUACAUUUUGAUCGCUCAUACAUCAUUCUAUGACAACCCAAAGAAAGGCGAUAUCAUACCAAUCAAGUUACGUGAUACCGGGGCAAAGGUAGUGAUGUCCGUUGGCUUAGAGGUCACCUCACGCACAGUGGAAAAGAGCGAAAAAUUCUUGCAGGGCCUUCCUUGCAAACUUGUGCAACUGGAACAGCCCAUGAUCUCGAGACAUAGGGAUGCUCAAGGAGCCUAUACUCAAGUAGAUAUUCCAGACCGGUUCCCUGGAGGAAGCAUCAUCUUGUUGGAGACCACUGUAGACAGCAAAAUCCCCGCCAACAUUGAAGAACUUGUCAAGACCAUUCCAGACUCAGUGCUCAGCAGCCUGCAGUGGGUCGAGCUCAAUAUUGUCCUUUAUCGUUGCGACGGUGAAGAGCAGGAUUUGACACCUGGCAAUGGUGUGUACAACAUUCCGAACCAUGGGUCUCUUGUCUAUUGUGGACUGGAGGGUUAUGUCUCUGUACUGAAGUCGAUCAUCGAGACAAACGACCUUGGACAUCCUUUCUGUGCACAUCUGCGCGAUGGCCAUUGGGCUUUGGACUAUGUUUGCGACCGUAUCAAGAGACACCUUGACCUCUUCCCUGCGCUGUCUGGACUGCACGAAUGGUACAGGGAUCGCAUGGAUGCCAUCAAGUUGCUCCCCAACUAUCUUGUGCCAAGAUACUUUGCCCUUGCUAUCAUGACUGCAUAUGAGGCCGCACGGAAACGCGCGUAUGCUCUGAUGACGCCCCUGAUCCAGAACGGAGACUACUUCACACGAUCACUCAGCUUAACUGCAUUGCAGGUUUACAGCUUUGUGGACUCUGCGAGCUUGCAUCCAACCAAGAAAAUGCCAUGCCUUGCUGCUGGGCUACCGCAUUUCACCUACCGCCACAUGCGCACCUGGGGACGCGAUGUGUUCAUCAGUUUGCGGGGCAUUCUCCUGGUCACCGGACAGUACCAGGCUGCGAAAGAGCAUAUUCUCGCCUUUGCCAGCAGUCUUAAACACGGGAUGAUCCCUAACCUCCUUGACAGUCUGAGGUUCCCUCGAUAUAACUCCAGGGAUUCUGUCUGGUGGUUCUUUCAGUCCGUCCAGGACUACUGUACCCUUGUCCCGAACGGAGAGGACAUUCUCAAGGAGUCGUUUGCUCGUCGUUUCCCUGAUGGUCAGACCUUUGUCGACUAUACAAGCGAGGAGGCGUAUUCAAAAUCUGUGACAUUGGAGGAUAUUCUCACUGAGAUCCUCGUAGCCCAUGCCAACGGCAUCCACUAUCGCGAAUGGAAUGCUGGUACACGUCUGGAUGAACAGAUGUCCGACAAGGGCUUCCAAGUGGACGUGGACCUAGAUUUUAAUAACGGUUUUAUCACAGGAGGCAGUGUGUACAAUUGUGGAACCUGGAUGGACAAGAUGGGGGAGAGCGUAAAGGCUGGCACGAAGGGGGUCCCAGCUACACCUCGUGACGGCGCCGACGUCGAGAUCAUUGGCUUGCUAAAGUCAUCGCUUCGCUGGGUGAUUGAUCUUCACAAGAGGAACAAAUUCAGUCUUUCGGAGAUCCAGAUCAAAGAGACACGCUUCAAGGGUGUCCUACGGUCCGCACGGACUCUCACAAUUGUGGAAUGGAACGACCUCAUCCAGCAAAACUUUGAAAAGUACUUUUACGUUCCGGAAGACCCAGUUCAAGACCCUGAGUAUGUGAUCCGCUCGGAGCUCGUCAACCGCCGCGGCAUGUACAAAGACACGUACGGCUCAAUCACGCCCUUCGCGGACUAUCAGCUUCGACCUAACUUCCCCGUGGCUAUGUGCGUCGCGCCUGAGUUAUUCAACAAAACACAUGCCCUCAAGGCCCUGGAAUUGGCAAAGGACGCCCUCUUGGGACCUCUUGGUAUGCGAACAUUAGAUCCUAACGAUUGGGCAUACCGACCAAACUAUGACAACCAGAACGACUCAGAUGACAGGAUGAUCGCUAAGGGUUGGAACUAUCAUCAGGGACCAGAAUGGCUUUGGUGCACUGGAUACUUCUUCAGAGCAUACCUCAUCUUUAAAGUACAGUGCGAACCAGAGAAGGCCAAGGAUACAGUGUUUCAGCUUCACCGUUUGAUGCUGCCGCACAAGGCCCAACUCGAGACGAGCCCCUGGGCUGGAUUGGCAGAGUUGACCAACUUGAAUGGGGCAAUCUGCAUGGAUGCAUGCCAGUCGCAAGCAUGGUCUUCCUCGACACUCUUGGAUCUGCUUUACGAUAUCGAGAAGCUGCGUCAGGAUGGGCACUUGAAGCAUUAAGCGCCCAUCUGGAGCGUCUCCAAUAGCACUAUCAGUUUAGAAGCGUAGUCUGCAGUGUUUCUUCGUAGUAUACAGACAUGUAGCUUGGUGGAUUAAAGUAAAAAAAAAACUGAGUGCGUUUUUUCUUU
Gamsiella multidivaricata is the source of this 4934-nucleotide messenger RNA. RefSeq names its product glycoside hydrolase family 13 protein. The coding region runs from base 178 to 4806 and encodes 1542 amino acids. The record is from RefSeq and is a predicted model, not a curated record. The transcript has 15 exons. Gene Ontology annotation, molecular function: 4-alpha-glucanotransferase activity; amylo-alpha-1,6-glucosidase activity. Lineage: Eukaryota; Fungi; Mortierellomycota; Mortierellomycetes; Mortierellales; Mortierellaceae. Gene Ontology annotation, biological process: glycogen catabolic process; glycogen biosynthetic process.